GACUAAAAGUGUACACAUAGGAAUUCUGAACUUCACAAUGUCUAUUUUACCAUUCACCCCGCCGAUAGUGAAGAGACUGUUAGGGUGGAAGAAGGGAGAGCAGAACAGUCAGGAGGAGAAAUGGUGUGAAAAAGCGGUGAAAAGUUUGGUGAAAAAGCUAAAGAAAACUGGACAGCUGGACGAGCUAGAGAAAGCCAUUACUACCCAGAACGCCAACACCAAGUGUAUCACUAUUCCGAGGUCUCUUGAUGGGAGGUUGCAGGUUUCUCAUAGGAAAGGUCUUCCUCACGUCAUAUAUUGCCGGCUUUGGCGCUGGCCGGACCUGCAGUCUCACCACGAGCUGAGAGCCAUAGAGCUGUGUGAGUUUGCCUUUCACAUGAAGAAGGAUGAGGUUUGUGUGAACCCCUACCACUAUCAGCGUGUAGAGACUCCAGUUCUUCCACCCGUGUUGGUCCCUCGCCACCCUGAGAUACCCAGUGAGUUCCCUCCUCUGGAUGACUACAGUAACUCCAUUCCUGAAAACACAAACUUUCCAGCUGGCAUCGAGCCUUCUAGCAACUAUAUUGCAGAGACACCCCCUCCAGGGUACCUCAGUGAGGAUGGAGAGACCAACGACUAUCCGCUGAACCCUAGCAUGGACACAGGAUCUCCGAACCUGUCACCCAACUCAUUAUCUCCAGCACCCAGUAACUUGGACCUGCAGCCUGUCACAUAUUGUGAACCGGUGUUCUGGUGCUCCAUAUCAUACUAUGAGCUAAACCAGCGGGUUGGCGAGAUCUUCCAUGCCUCUCAGCCUUCUCUCACGGUAGAUGGCUUUACCGAUCCGUCCAACUCGGAGCGCUUUUGUCUGGGCCUGCUGUCCAAUAUCAAUCGCAACGCUGCUGUUGAGCUCACACGGAGACACAUCGGGCGGGGCGUGCGUUUAUACUACAUCGGAGGUGAGGUGUUUGCUGAGUGUCUCAGUGACAGUGCCAUCUUUGUUCAAAGUCCAAAUUGCAACCAGCGAUACGGAUGGCACCCUGCCACCGUCUGCAAGAUUCCACCAGGUUGUAACUUGAAAAUUUUCAAUAAUCAGGAGUUUGCUGCCCUUUUGGCCCAGUCAGUGAACCAAGGCUUCGAGGCAGUGUAUCAGCUGACCCGCAUGUGCACGAUCCGCAUGAGUUUCGUCAAGGGCUGGGGAGCUGAGUACAGGCGACAGACAGUCACUAGCACCCCCUGCUGGAUAGAGCUGCACCUGAACGGACCUCUGCAGUGGCUGGACAAGGUGCUCACCCAGAUGGGCUCCCCCUCCAUCCGAUGCUCCAGCGAGUCGUAGAAAGAGGCAUAGCAGUGAAAAAAGCAGUCUAACAGAUAAAAGAAAAGAAAGAUACUUCAGGAACUGAGAGGUAACAAUCUAAAAAGCCAUGAGUACAUAGG
Messenger RNA from Trichomycterus rosablanca, 1416 nucleotides. RefSeq names its product SMAD family member 3a (gene smad3a). Gene Ontology annotation, biological process: cell differentiation; SMAD protein signal transduction; anatomical structure morphogenesis. The transcript has 9 exons. Lineage: Eukaryota; Metazoa; Chordata; Actinopteri; Siluriformes; Trichomycteridae. Gene Ontology annotation, cellular component: heteromeric SMAD protein complex. Gene Ontology annotation, molecular function: RNA polymerase II cis-regulatory region sequence-specific DNA binding; DNA-binding transcription factor activity, RNA polymerase II-specific; I-SMAD binding. The coding region runs from base 38 to 1315 and encodes 425 amino acids. The record is from RefSeq and is a predicted model, not a curated record.